Messenger RNA from Auxenochlorella protothecoides, 2361 nucleotides. RefSeq lists its product as hypothetical. The record is from RefSeq and is a predicted model, not a curated record. Bases 1 to 2361 code for a protein of 786 amino acids. Lineage: Eukaryota; Viridiplantae; Chlorophyta; Trebouxiophyceae; Chlorellales; Chlorellaceae. Gene Ontology annotation, molecular function: sphingomyelin phosphodiesterase D activity. Gene Ontology annotation, biological process: sphingomyelin catabolic process; glycerophospholipid catabolic process; ceramide biosynthetic process. The transcript has 7 exons.
AUGGAUCGGGAUUGGGAUCCCACCAACCCCCAGGGGUUGCGUGCCAUCCUCGAGCGGCCCCGUGUGAACGUGGCUCAGGCCUGCAAGGCUGUGGAACAGUGCAUCGCGGCCAAUCGGGAUAACCCGAGAGAGUUCUUCGAGCUAUGUUUUCCCUUCCUGCUGAAACGUCUCUUCGGCUACGACGGUGUCAGCUGGCUCAGCUCCCUCACCAAGGAGGGCAAGGCCCAGGACGUGGAUGCCCUGCUGGCGCUUCUCCACCCCGGCGGCCCGCUGUUCGGCGCCAUGCGGGACGCGGAUGCGGAUGGCGCCACACGCUUUCUUUUUCCACGCGAGCGCCUGCCCACCCACACCCAGCUGCUGCUGUGCAGCGGGGCGGGUCGCGCUGAGCUGGCGCGCUGGCCGCAGUACGGAGGCGGCACGCUGGUCGCCGACGCGGCGGGCCGGCCCUCCAUCCACAUGGGCGUGGCGCAGUACUUUUUUGCCUGGUUUGCAUUCUACGCGUUCCGCGGCGGCGAGGAGGCGGCCGCCUGGCCGGACUCCGCGCCUGGCCAGCCUGGUGGCGGCCAGGCCUCGGGCGCGCCCCAUGACCGCCUCCUGCCAGGCUCCAUGCGGAGGGCGGUGUCAGACGCGCUGCAUCUCCCGCUCCUGCACGGCCACGGCGGCCAGUCGGCGGGGGGCCAGGGCCAACAGCCCUACCUGGCCCUGCUUUCCUCCUUGCUGGAAGAGCUGGUGCCCGUGGGCGGGGGGGUGGCUGGCCCCUCCGGACGGACUCCAGCGCGCCGCCCGGAGCUGUCCCGGUCCCCCUCGCUGCACGCGCAGCGCACCCAGGCGCUGCUCCUCCUGUCCACACUGCCGCCCUCCGAGGAGCUGCUGGGCGCGCUGGGCGCGCUGGCCCGCCACGUCACCGUGGUGCCCGAUGCCGGCGGGCCCCGCCCCGCGCAGCAGGGCGCGGCGUGGCUGCCCUUCGUCCCCCUGCUCACCCCCGCCGCAGCGCCCGCCGCGCGGACGCAGGCCGUGCUGGCCGGGCCCAGCCGCCUGGGACCCGCCGCCUCGCCCGGCGCGCAGGCCCUGGCGCGGCGCCUCUUCCGCUUCCACCGCCGCGCGGCGUCGGCCUGGCCCGAGGCGCGGUCCACGCGGGCCCUAGCGCGGGCGCUGGGCGCCAUCCUGGCGCCCUGGAGGGGGGCAUCUGGGGCGGGCGACGGCCAGGGUCUUGAUGUCGGGCCGCCUGGCGCUGGGCCGCCCCACGGCCAUCACCUGGCCGACUACCUGACCACGCUGCGGCGCGGGACUGGCGGUCGGGAUGCCGUGAGGGGGCGCGGGGCGGCGGCGGCCGACCACCGCCGGGCCCCGGCCGCGGACGCGGCCGGGCGGUACUCGCCGGAGUGGGAGCCGCACGUGCUGGCCCACCUCCCCUUCUACACGGUCGUGCUGCCGCUGUUCCUGGAGAGCGCGGCGGCGCGGCUGGAGGCGCGGGGCGCCGGCGCCGCGCGCGACGUCGCCCUCCUGCUGGGCCCGCUGAGCUCCAGCCCCGAGCUGUGCGAGGUUCUGCGGCGGGCGGAGCGCGCCGCGGCGCCCAGCGCCGGCCGCGCCGGUGCGGCGGGCGGCCGGGCGGACGCCGGUCCGUAUGCCGACCUGGCGCCCUGGUUGGCGGACCGGGCCGCAGACUGGGAGGCGGCGGCCGCCGCGUCCUGGCACGCGCCGCAGCCAGGGACCGCGCCGUCCGCGCCCAGCCUGUUCGACCCGGCGACAGCGGGUGGGGUGUCCAGCGCCGCCGCGGCGGCGCUGGACCUGGCCAGCGCGGGCGACCAGGUGCUGCCGCAAGAAGGCGCCGCCGCGCUGCGGGCCUGCCUCGCCACGGUGUUUGACCUGGAAAGGGCGGCAGGGACGGGAGCUUCUGGCCCCGCGCCGGAUCGAACAGCUGGGACGGGGGACGGGACGCGGGAUGGUGACCCUAGGGAGGUAUCAAACGACGGCUGGCAGCGCCUGCCGCGGAGCAGCUGGCGGGACGUGCGGUACAAGGGCGACCCGAUGCUGGGCCCAGUGGCCAGCACCGAGGUCGCCUGGCUUGUCAGGGCGCUGGUCGCGCUCAGCGUGGCCAGCAAUCGGGCCCUGGGACUGGACCGGACGGCGGGUGGGGGGGCAGGGGAGGCGCCGGAGACGCGGUGGCAGGAAGCCGUCGCUGCGGCGGCGGCACGGGGUUGGAGGGUGAACUUAAGGCCGCUGGCGGACGUGAGGAACCUGGGCUGGACCCCUGUGGGCGUCCUUGUGCUGUACUGGGUCCUCUGGUGCCUGCGCGCGCUCGUGGGCCUGAUGCUGGGGUCGGGCGCGAGAGGCGCAGCCGGAGCGAUCACGUCUGCCUGA